AUGGCGCAGUCAGUGUUGGCCGCGCAAUUGAGCAAACUACGAGCUCCACAGACCAGCGUUUAUCGCGAGUCUACGCGGAGAGUCUCCAUCCUAUUCGAUCACAAGCAAGCUGCAUCAAUCGACGGCAAGACCUGUUAUGAAAUCGGAGUGAAUGGCUUCAACCGUCUGGUGGAUGUGGACAGUGGAUUCAAAGCCUUCAGCACUUCGUUGUUCUCUUCCUCCACGCAGGACUUCGUUCGAUCUGUUCAGCGAUCGGACAUAAAUUCGGAAUUGGAUGUUGUUAUCAACGAGUUCUUGCUACGAUUGAGUCCGUACUUGCUGCUCCAGCCUGCCCUUGAAGCCCUCGAAUGGCUAAUCUUCAAGUUUGAAAUCCAUGUGUACAAUGGAGACGCGCUUCUGUCCUGUUUUCUUCCGCACCAUGACACACCGUUGUUUGCCCGUGGAUUGCAAGUUUUACAGCAAGUUUGCUCCGAUCCCAGCCAAGAUUUUCAUUGGUUAAAUAAAUACCGUCAGAGCGGAACGCCUGUUCCGAAAGGAGAUCUCUACCGGAAAUGUGCUCAAAAUCCUGGAAUCAUCGCCUUCAUUGGACGCGCAGUUAUUUCGACCACAAAGAUCUUCCAGAAGAGUACGAAUAACAAACUCAUCGUCGGCUUGUACGUCCAAUGCGUCGCUGGAUCGAUUGAGUCGUGCAAAAGUGUUCCACAUUCGAUGGUAGUCGUUUUGCUGCCAUUUAUUCUGAAAGGAUUGUCCAACGAGAAUGAAGAAUUCAGAAAGGCGGCGCACUUCGUUCUGGCUCAUGUUAUGCUGAAAACAAAGUUGCAGGAAAGCUUCGUUUACGAUGUGUUGAACAGAUACAUAGACCUGAUGGGAAAAGAGGUGACUGUACACGACCUUUCAAUCCUCUACGUCAUAAGCGCCGGUCAAAAUUUGAAGUCGUUCCCUUUGGAAAGCGUGCAAAAAUUGAUGGCGUCCACGAAAAAGGUUUUAUCUUUCGGGGAUGCUUUACAAAAGGCGCAAGAAGAAGAGAAUCUCCCGGUGUUGGCGAUAAUCAAGCCACUUCUGGACACUUUGCUGACAACUGAUGGACGAAGCAUUGUUGUGCGCGUCAAAUCUUUGCUAGGAAUGCUCGAGAGGCUGAGCAACUUCAGUCUCCACGAAGACAGUAGAAGUCUUGAAAGAUUCGUUUCUUUCACCUUGUCGAGACUUGUUUGUGCGUUGGAAAUUGCGCGUGAGAAUGACAUGGAGGAUGAAAUGAAAGUCCAGUUGAAGAAGUUCUGGGCAUUCCUCGAGUCCGCAUUCCCGGAGGAAUUCAAUAACGUACUCAGGAAAAAGAUGUCUCAGGAAAAUUCCGAUAUUGAUGAUUUAUUGAAGUGCGCGGAAGGACUGGAAAUCGAAAAUCUGGGUAGCAUCAGCACUCAGGGAACGUUGUUCUUGCGAAUGAAUCACCCGAGCGUCGCAAUCCGUAAAAAUGCCUACGCUCAGCUUGCGACCGCUAUUAAGCGUUGCGAUGAGGUACCCGAUGAAGAAGAAUUCCCCGAUUUUUUGCUCGACUCGUGUGCAAAGGCAGUGGAAACUGAGCUGGAGCCUUCAACUCUUGAGCCGUUGCUUGAACUUGACCCUGGUUUGGUUGCCAGAUUGAUUCCCGCGGAUUCCUUGUCCACUCUGGUUAAACAAGCGCUUUUCUCCUAUAAGCCGAAAAGUUCGGUUUUUUUCUUGCCGGCGAUGAAAGCGAUGCAUUUCUCGCGAGGCUAUGAAAUGGCGAAGGAUCCGGAAAUGGUCUUGCGACUCUCGGUGUUUUUCUUGCGUUGCGCUGACUUGAAGGUUCUCAAGAAGAUUGCGGAGCUGGAAUUCAUCGCAUCUUCGCCCAUUUUUUCCGCCAUGCCAUCCAGCAACGAUAGUUCCCAGUGGACAAUCGCAAAACGAGUGGCCUACUUGAAAACGGGAUUUUCAUCCUCCGAUGGCAUCUCUGCCCUCCUCGACUGCCUUGAACUAAAAAAGGAUAAUCAAGAGGAUUCUGGAUGCGUUGCAGUAUUGUACCUCAUUGCAGCCGGCAUUUUGAAUAAGAAACUGAUCGGCAAGAACAAUCAUCUGACAAACUCUGUCAUUGUCAAAAUCGCCCAUCAAAUUUUGCUCUUCUUGAUCAGAAGAUCCCGGAAGGGCGUGGAGAUCAGCGAUGAACCGGCAGAAAACGCGUUGCUUGAAGGCACUUGCGAUGCUCUCCCUUGGACUGAGGUUUCCCGUAUGGCCUCGGGCGUCGCGGACGGCUUACGCGCUGUCGCAACGAGCCCUGAAAUCAAAGCUUUGUUGGACAGACCGACUUGGGAUGCUUUUCAAUCAGGCUCUGAUGCUGCGGCUUUGGUGUGUGCCUGGUUGCGGCUGCUGAACUUCGUUUUUCAGAUCAUCUCUGUUUGUUCGAAUGUUCCUGGAAGCUCGGGAGACGGGGAAGACCGUCCUUCUGCUGGGGAAGAACUCGGGGCAGCGUUAUUGAAAACUGUUGGAGCUCGUCCCGUGUGGAAUUUGAAAGCGAUACUCGUUGCCUUGCGUCCUCGGUCAUGGAAUCAGUUCACACCUUCAGUGAAGUUGAAGCUUCGACUUUGCGCAUUGCUUCCUCUGAUGAUGAAGACGUGCCGUUUUUCUGCCGAGGAAGAAGAAACUCGGUCGAAUUUUCUUUGCUGUAUGGCCGUUUCUCUUAUUGCUGACCCACGUCGUUCGCUGCGAAUAGCUGGGAUAGAAUGCGUCGAAGAAAUAUUGCAGAAGCACGCGAAAAAAGGCGGCAAGAAGGGAGUCAAGGACUGUAAAGUGACGGAUCCCGGUUGGGUGUUUUUGCUCAAUGGCGUGCUGCACUUGAAGCACGAAAUCAUUUCCAGCGUCGAAUACGUGCCGCGAAUUUUGCCGCAUGCCAUCAAAACAGCAGAUGCCAAUUUUAUGGGUCGGCGAUCGUUCAAAACAGCUGAUACGUCCUCGGAGAAGCUCAUUGCAUUGAUUUGUCAAGUGGUGCAGCAGCGUGACGCCAGAUUUUACGUGCGAACAGCUGCUGUUCGCUUUCUGGAAGAUUUAACUCCCGUGGUUGCUGCGAAGGGUCUGCUUCCGUUGAUGGACGACAUCUUGAACAACGCGAUUUCGAACGAUCUUGACGUGACAGAGCGUGUGGAGAAGACGAGAGUGAUGCAGAUCUUUUUGGCUGCAGUCUGUGCACCGGGUGUUGCCGCCAAGGAACCAGAGAUUUUGUCGCUGUUCAAGCGAGGCAUUUCGACGAAAGGUGUCAAAUGCCGCAUAAACGCGGGAUCUGCAGUAUCCUCUCAAGACUUAUUUAUGGACGCCAUUUCGAAGGAAUUCUUUUGCGCAUUAUCAUCGCAACAACAAGAAGAAAUACUCGAGGAACUGGUAUCCGCGUGGGACACCAUGUCUGCCCCGAGGACAUGGAAGCGUGGCCGGAAUGCCUUGGAACGCAUUCUGUCCGAUGGAAAGCUCGCUUCCAAAUUCUUGGCCAUGCCUGUUCACGAUGGAUCGAAAAUCAAAUGGGAUCGUGACACGAGCCAACAACAAGAAGAAAUACUCGAGGAACUGGUAUCCGCGUGGGACACCAUGUCUGCCCCGAGGACAUGGAAGCGUGGCCGGAAUGCCUUGGAACGCAUUCUGUCCGAUGGAAAGCUCGCUUCCAAAUUCUUGGCCAUGCCUGUUCACGAUGGAUCGAAAAUCAAAUGGGAUCGUGACACGAGGCGGAGCAAAACUGAGGACCCAUGUUCACAAGAAGAAUGGGUAAAGUUCCAGAAGGUGUUGGAGGCGCUUUCUAGAAUCAAGAGCAGCAAGUUAAGCGAUGCGCAUCUCAUGAUUCCGGUUCUCUUCCAACGCCUGGAAGCAAUUCUGCAUGCGAGUCCGAAAUUUGGUUUGGAGUACACGAAGCAGUUCUGUCUCCGCCUGUUGACCAAGUGCUGCGAAUCCUGCCAAUUGGUCGGCCAAAAGGUGACCAAGGAGGAGUUCCGUGUUCAAGUUCUGGAUCACGUUUUGCACAACGUCAUGUCGAUCUUCACGUUCGUGGGGUGCUCGUAUGUUCUGCAGAAUCAUUCGUUUUCGUUCGACAUCUUGAAACAGACCAUGGCUUCUAUUUUCCCGGCUUUGCUGAAGGGCCACGGAGAAGAAGAAGUGGAUGCGACGUUGGUGAGAAUCGUUCGCGUUUUUGUUGCUGCGCUGAAGGAUAUUCCGCCGCACUGGAGAAUCCCUCUGUUCCAUCACAUGUUGGAGCAUGUUCGACAGGAAAAUUACUUGUGGAUCGUGUUGGGCAUUUUCCUUCAAGUCGGGAAGUGCUCUUACUGGGGGCUUCUCCUUGAGUCAAAACUCCUAAGGCUAUUAGCGGCUUUUCAUUCUGAUUGUAGCAAAAGCACCCAUUUUUUGUAA
Notodromas monacha is the source of this 4395-nucleotide messenger RNA. The record is from the annotation of a GenBank genome assembly. NCBI's taxonomy places the organism in Eukaryota, Metazoa, Arthropoda, Ostracoda, Podocopida, Cyprididae.